Symbiodinium pilosum is the source of this 1269-nucleotide messenger RNA. The record is from the annotation of a GenBank genome assembly. NCBI's taxonomy places the organism in Eukaryota, Dinophyceae, Suessiales, Symbiodiniaceae.
AUGUGCCGCGGUCGUUGCGGUGGUUGCUGCUGUUGCUGCAGUAAGGCGGGUUGCUGCUGUUUCGGCGGCUUUCUCUGCGGUUUCAUGCUCGCCCUUUUGGUUCUAUUAUCAGUUGUUAGCGUUGUCUUCGGUCUUCUGGCCCUGCCACUUGCAACAUGGGUGCAAGCUCAUCACGAGGUCCUGGAAGGGUUCUUGAACUGCACCAUCGCCGAGGUAAAGCUUGCCAACGAGACCGUGGAAGCAGAACUUCCUUUGGAGUGCCGUGAGCUCGCCUGGGAUGACUGUCAGGGCUGCGACGGGGACGAGGAUGGCGGAGACCCGAAGCUUGACAAAGAGUGCCGAUACUGCGGCUGCCAGGUUGUCUAUGUGCUGGAGAGCAUCAAGCCCUCCGUGAAAGGCGCUUUGGACAAGUGCUGUCAGACGUUCAAGGAAGAUGAUGGUACAAAGUUCUUGCUGUCCCCUUGCCAUGACAUCGUGGACAACUUCACCGGCAGUUUCGCAGAGGGUGCCAAGGAGUGCAAGAAGAAAGGCAUCCACAGCGACGUGCAGAAGCCGGUGAUGCUCCUGUCCUCGGCAUCUGCUACCAUGGAUGGCAUGGGCUAUGGAGCUGUCAAAGGUAGCCAGGCCCCAGCCAAUGACAGGAGCCAUGUCGGAAAGUUGGCCUCUUUGUGGCAUGCCUUCCACUCUUUCUGCGUUUCCUCCCGUGGUAUGCGGGUUCUCCUCGCAAGCGAGGCGGAAAGAGCCACAACAAGUGGCUCCACCGCGCAGGACGCUUUGGCCAAGGCUGAAGCUGAGAUCGCAGACCUGCAAGAGCGGAUGGCGAGGAGCCGCGGAGAGGCGGAGGUUGCGCACAAAAACGCAGCUGUGGCACGCACGCAAGAGGCGAAGUCAUCUGAAAGUGCUGACCAGCUCCGCGAGGCUUGCGCACGCUUCGCUGAAACGGUGAGGAAUUCCACGCAGAAAUGGCUCUCCAGCCUCCCAGAGUCUCUGGCGCCUCUGCCCGGUAACGCCUCGCAGGGCCGCGAAGCCCCCGAGGAGAUGCCCCCACCAGCGGCUCCGGCUGUCCCAGCGGCUUCGGUGAAUCGAGCAGUCCCCGCUCCAGAAGGCCCCGGUACCAACGAUGAGGUGGUCGUGGAUUCCGCACCCAGCCAGGCCGCCGACACGCAGUCACCGCCCUCGAACGAGGAGCCGCCGCUGCCGCCGCCCGCGGAGCCUCCAGGUGACCGCAUCUCUGAGGGGCGGCCUCCCGAGAGGCUGUGGAGCGUGGCC